Lachancea lanzarotensis is the source of this 3063-nucleotide messenger RNA. RefSeq names its product LALA0S03e00254g1_1 (gene NAB6). The coding region runs from base 1 to 3063 and encodes 1020 amino acids. NCBI's taxonomy places the organism in Eukaryota, Fungi, Ascomycota, Saccharomycetes, Saccharomycetales, Saccharomycetaceae. Gene Ontology annotation, molecular function: mRNA binding. The record is from RefSeq and is a predicted model, not a curated record. The transcript has a single exon. Gene Ontology annotation, cellular component: cytoplasmic stress granule.
AUGGCUCUCCAUGACGCCAAUACCGGUAUAAAUAACACCACUACUGGAAAACGUCAAGAAGUUCCCGAGAGACGCGGGUCGUCAUUUUACACGGAGAACAGGUUUUCACCUCGAACUGCGUAUAGUAAUGGGAAUUUGCAGUCAACGCAUCAACUUCAUAACUACCACCACCGCCAACAGCCGCCACAAACUCCCUUCGAUCUCACGUAUGGCGCGUCAUUACUCCCAUCGCAUCUGUUGCUGAACUCUCCGUACGUAGCGACGCCGCACUCGAACCCCAUUGUAAACGGACGGUACCACCACCAUAACAUACCGUACAACCAUCAUCAUCAUCACCAACAGCACCAAACGCUGCCGCUGCGUAUGCCUCCGGUGCCCCUCGACAAGCGUGGUCCCCGGAGACCUAAGGCCCUGCAUUUAGUGGACGACGAAACACGUCAGACCGCUUACGAAAUUGCCUACGAGGUGUUGCCACCAACGGUGACAGAUGACGAGUUUCGCACGCCGUCAUUGCUGUUCUCCAACCUCAGCCCGGAGCUGCAUUUGCAUGAGUUUUUGAGCAAAUUCGACAAGUGCGACAGACUCGAAAGUGUCUAUCGCGUUGACUCCGACAAGGAAAAACAAUCCAUUCUGGUCAGUUUUCUUACCCAAGAAACAUGUUUGGAUUUCUAUAACGGCGUUCUGCAGAGACUUUCGGAAUUUAAAAAACAGCUGAACUCCCAGAAAUUGACUCUGAAUUUUGUCCGACUACAAGACGCAGAUUCUGGCCCCACACGACAUGAAGUCCGAAACCAGGUUUUACGUUCAGGAGCAACUCGCUCUGUGGCUCUAGAAUUUGGAUCGGACGUCUCAUCCCAAAGCUUAUUCGAAAAACUACCAUUUCUCGAUAACCGAGGCCCUCGUUACAUUGUGGAGUGCAUCGAAUUCGUUAACACCAAUCGUAUCUCGAGACAUUUGAGCUCACACUACGCUGUGGUCUAUUUCAUUAGCAUCGCUAUGGCCAUAGAGACUUCAGAAUACCUCGAGGUACACAAGAAGUCAAUACAUGACUUGCAGAAAUUCCAGUACGUCACAACCACUUCUACUUCUGGCAAGUCAGAGCUACGUACACUUUCAGGCUCACAGAUAAAUCUACGUGAAUCUUCCAACAUUUCCCACUUUACUGGCGUUGCUGCAGACGACUUUCCUCCAGCAAAACCUGAUCUUGCUCAUUCCAAUGUCCCUACCAAAACUCUGAAAAUUGAGCCGGAGCUGUAUGGCCCUCCGACUUUGGUAGAGCAUACUCAACAUCCUUCUCAUAUCGCUGCAUCUAAGCCACUUAACGUGGACUCUGUUGCAAACGGUUCAUCUGAAAAUGGGUCAUCGCCAGCACCACAAGAAAUGCUCAUAAACGACUUUGACCCCUCUCCGCGCGGUAGCAUGAUAUCCCUGAUCCAGACUGAUACUCCAGCUCAAUCUCAUCAAUUCCCUCAUUACCCGUACUAUGUUGAUAUGGCAAAGCCUCUGGGACGUACUCUACAACAGCAGUUUACAACUACAGCACAAGUUGCGACAGCUAUGGGUGGCGGUGUGGGCAAUAGGACGGUUUACAUUGGCAACAUAAAUCAGCGUUCAAAGGCUGAGGAUAUUUGUAAUGUCGUUCGCGGCGGUCUCUUACAAACUGUCAAAUUUAUUGCAUCCAAACAAAUCUGCUUUGUGACCUUUAUUGAUGCUGCUGCUGCCGUUCAGUUUUUCGCUAAUUCCUCAAUUGAGCCAAUCGUUUUACAUGGAAAUGUUCUAAAAGUUGGAUGGGGCCACCAUUCGGGGGACUUACCUCAAUCAAUAUCAUUAGCAGUGACUGUCGGUGCUAGCAGAAACGUAUAUGUCAGUUUACCUGAGCAUGCUUUCAAGGACAAAUUCAUACACGACCCUGAAUACCAGGACUUGAAAGAAAAAUACCACCUCCCAUCUAAGGAUGCUCUGCUACAAGAUUUCAAAGCAUUUGGUGACAUUGAGCAAAUUAAUUUUCUACCAGACGGGCACUGUUGCUGGAUUAACUUCAUGAACAUUUCCAAUGCCAUAAAGCUCGUUGAAGAUGUCAACAAUUCCAGAAACUCGGAAUCUUUUCAUGAGAAGUUUCAGAACCGGUAUCGAGGAUUGAUUAUAGGGUACGGUAAAGACCGCUGUGGAAACAUUAACAAAAACUUAGUUGCAAACAAAAAUUCGAAGCAUUACAAGAAGGUCAAGAAAACGAGCUAUCAGAUAAGAGCUAGACAACAGCAAGAAAAGGGCCUUGAUGGUAAUGGAUCGCCCGCUCAUGCUGGUGAUGAGCCCAGAACUUUGAAAGCAGAUGCCUUUGGCAUUUCUUUAUCUGAUGAUAAGGGGCCGGUAAGAGACUCGGAUGAAGAACAAAAGCUGGAAGAAAAGGAGCUAUUGCGACUUAGCCUUGACGACAACGAAUUGGACGAAGGGCUGGGGAUAUCAUUAGCUCAUAAUAGUCCUGGAGAACAAUUCCCCAAUGACGAAAGCGACUCAUCAGACUCUUCAGAUGUAAACAUUAUCGUUUCAAGCCAUGCCUCUAAUCAUGGUGCAGAAUUAGGAAAUGGCAGAGAUCAAUUCUCGGAAAAAGGAGACAGUCGCCAGAACAUUGACCACGCAAAAAUUGCUGGCCACCCAAAUGCAUUCAGGAGGUUUUCGCCAAUGGUUUCGAGCACAUCGCUGGACGCUGUACCGCCGUUGGCGCCUUCAACCAUGACCAGGCAGUUCAAAAUUGCUCACCAGCGCGGUAAGCAAAUUGAGUACUACGGCAACGACUCUGACGUAAUCGACAGAACAGACCCCAAGCCGGGUAAAAAUGCCAGACGUCCGCAUCCACAGGGUUCAUUACGACGUGGAAAGUCUAAGGCGAUCCCAGGUUCGGAUGUCAUGGCCCAGUACCUGGCUCAACUUCAACACUCCACUUUCAUGUACGCCGCAAACAUUCUUGGAGUGGACGAUGGAGAAUCCCCGGUGUACUAUGAUGAGAAUGGCUGUUUAGAGCAAAUGGCGUGUAAACUUCCAUCACCACGUCGCACGACCCGCUAA